Messenger RNA from Brassica napus (rape), 968 nucleotides. RefSeq lists its product as uncharacterized. The coding region runs from base 428 to 946 and encodes 172 amino acids. The record is from RefSeq and is a predicted model, not a curated record. The transcript has a single exon. NCBI's taxonomy places the organism in Eukaryota, Viridiplantae, Streptophyta, Magnoliopsida, Brassicales, Brassicaceae.
GUAAAAAAACAGUGUUUACUCUGACAUAAUGAAUUUGGAUCAACUUUUUUGAUGCAGGGUUUAAGUGGGAGAUCACUGAGGAAGCUUCCAUUUUUAGACAUGCAUCUCUUGCAGAUCCAAACAGUCAUGAUCCAAGUAAUUUCUUGUGUACAAUGAUAGAGACAUCUAAGAGAGAGAGAGAGAGAGAGGUCUGAACAGCCUGAAUGACCCUUUUUUGGUGAGGUCAUAAACGGAGAUGGUUUAUUCAUAAAACCGUUGUGUGAUAAUUUAUUGUUUCUGCUUUUUAAAUGUUUGAAUGCGCCUUCAAAAGUUGUUCCAACACUUCCCCUACAUGAGAUAAUGUUUGUAUAAAUGGAUGGUAAGUAACAAUGAACAAGUCAGUUCAUCUGGAAAUCUAUAGGCUAGAAAAAAAAAACAAGGCACUGAGAUGAGACAGAGAGAAGUUAGUAGACUCGGAAGGCUGACAUUAAGCCUUAGUAUCUGCUUCGUUCACCAAAAGUUUCCCAAAUGGAGAAGACAACAGAUGAGGAAGAGACGAGAGGCUAAAGAUGAAGACGAAGACGAAGAAGAAGUCAAGAAGAGAGUAGAGGUGAUGAAAGCAGCCGCACAGGCUUGGCUCAGCCGCUCCCAAAACUCUGAAAGCACCGUUCUGGAGUUCGAGGCGCGAAGAAAGCAUGCUUUUGUCAGAGGUAACCCUUCACGUUUCAAAAUGGAAGCAUUGUUGUCUACAACAAAGAGGCAUCGUCAUCACUCUUUUUUGGACUGGGAAUACGGACAGUCCUUGUGGGAUCCAUACGAGAUUCUUUCCGUCUUUAAGAAACUGGAACGCGCGCUCACGUUAGAAGAACAUACUUUCUCUGCGGACAAUGCCAUCAAGAAGAAGAAUAGGGACAGCAGAAAGAGCCUUAAGAGUUUGUUUACCACUUCGUCUUCGAGGAGAUUUUAAACAAAUUCAUAAGUGGUCUUCA